AUGCCGUUGGGGAUGCCUCUGGGUGUGAGUGAGAUGGAUGAGGACCGGGGCGGUGGUGAUAUGGUGAUGAAGGAUAAGUAUGGUUGGAGUAUAAUUGAAAACGCUGAAGUUUGCCUUCUCGGCGACUCGUCGAAUGAUGCUAAGAAGGGUAUAGUAUGCGUUAAUACGAGGGCCGAGAACUCUAUUGAGGUGAUUGUUGGGGACUUGUGUGUAGCACCAGCAAAGGGUGAACGACGACGACGACGACCUACUGUGCUUAUCAAAGUACCUUUAGUGACGGGUCUGGAUGAACUGCAGCGGCUUGAGACUUGGGCUCGUCUGUCUGUAGGGAAGGAGAGGCUUAUAGUGGAACUACAGAAAGAUGGAAUGGAGACCUCUGCCACCACCACCACCACGAUGAAGGAGGAAGGCAAUGGCAGUCCUCCUCCUCGAGAGGAGACCUCUACCACCACCACCAUCACCAAGAAGGAGGAAGGCAACAGGCGUGAUGGUGAUGAUGGUGAUGCCCAUGGGAAGUCCGCUACAGCAAAGUCCUGUAGCUCCCAUGAGGAUGAUGGAGUAGCAUGUGAAUCAUCUAAUGAGGAUAUGACCACCUCCGAUGAGGACUGGCCGAGCCCCGACGAUAUUGCAGCGGGGAUAUUGGACAACAGCGACUGGGCUGCACAGUGUAUCCAAUCUGGCGCUGGACGACUUGAAGAGUUCAUGAGAGGAUUCACGGAUUAUACGUUCCCUGAAGACUCAGCAGUAGUGGAGGAGCCGGGCUCGAGUGAUGAUAACGAAGACGCGAAAGCUGUUAUUGAGGGGUUGAAGACAGCUACAGGAGCGAUAGCAUCAGCGGCUAACUCGGCAGUGGGAACAUUACAGGGCUUGCGAGAGGAGAUGAAGGAUGAUGAUAACUUCACUGCUGCUGAUAAAGUCGGUAGUGCUGCUGUGACUGGACUAGCUAAGGUCCUCUCUGGGUUAUCAUCGGCUAAGUCGGACCUAGAGGGUGUUGCUGCUGACGAGGUCUCUAAAGCGGCAGCUAGACGGUAUGGCAAGGAUGCAGAUCCGUGGCCAUUCGUCCCACUACUACCAAGAAUAGAUUUUUCCACAAUGCAAGUCGAAGUGCAGGAAAGGAUAUUGAUGUUGGAAAUUUUCGGGGCGAUGCUGGGCGGACGGUCAGCGCAUAUAACACAUAAAACUACACAUAGGAGCACAGCAGCUUCGGGUCGCACGUAUUUGAGCACCUUUUUUAUUACUAUCAUAGCUUCUCAGGAGCACGAGGGUUGGGGCUUCGGAACGAUCUGUGAAGGCCUGUGUGAGGAGCUCAACAGUCUUAUAGCAGACAUAUAUGUCAGAGUUGCCGAGUUACGUACGAAGGUUGAUGCGAAUAUGGAUAUGAGCUUAAGCGCGGUGAAGUUAUGCCUUUUACGCACUAGUCAGGAGUUGGAGUUGGUCUGCAGGGUGCUGCGGAAAUGCUGGCAUCAGCGCGGCGGAGCUAUUAUUGAUUCUAUACAUGACCAGAGAAUUACCAUGCAUGAUAACGCGUUGCAUUCGCGACUACUUUCUGCUACCGUGUCACCAUUUUUGGAUCUCUUGUUCGAUUGGAUGUUGCAGGGAAAGGGUACAGCGAUGGAGGAAGCCUGGCGCCGGGCUCUGGCCAUUCUGGUUGAUAAGGCGAGGAAAUGGGCCGCUGAGCAGCUGUAUGCAUACUUCGUGGAUUCACUUGAUCUCAAGGGCCGCUUGUCAUCAAUCCACUCACAUUUCCUUCUUGCGAGAAGUGACUGGUUAUCGCAUUUCCUGGACUCUGCGGGAGAGGAACUCGAGACGCAGCUGGUCGAAUCGAUUGAUAUGAACAGGAUCAACACUCUACUCGACUUUGCAAUACGAUCGAAUGUUAGCAGCACUCACGCUGAUCCGCAUUGUGGGGAGAUGAUUGCCUGUAUGCACACCUUCCUCACUGAGGAGACUCCUAGGAAGCUCGCGUCUAGGAGUUAUACGCCAUAUACGAUAGUACAGCGCAGUGCUGACGCCUCUAGAGCGCCUACGGGGAUCAGGUGCUUCACACUGGGACUACGAGAAGUUAAAUGGCCACUAUCACUGAUCCUGUCAACACCUGCGGUGUUUAAACUACAAGUUAUUUUCCGACACCUUUGCUAUUGCCGAUGGGUCCAGAAUAGGCUCUCUCAAGUGUGGUUGGACUUUCAAUCUACGAAGCCUUUCUAUUCCCCUGGACAAGACACAGAAGGUCUACAAGCUGUAUUCGACUCGUCGGUGCUGCUGUGCCGUAUGAAGCAGUUCGUGACGAAUUACGUCUACUACGCUACGACUGAGGUCAUUCAGCCCAGAUUUGAGACGUAG
Messenger RNA from Perkinsus marinus ATCC 50983, 2340 nucleotides. RefSeq names its product gamma-tubulin complex component, putative. NCBI's taxonomy places the organism in Eukaryota, Perkinsozoa, Perkinsida, Perkinsidae. The transcript is spliced from 24 exons. The record is from RefSeq and is a predicted model, not a curated record. Gene Ontology annotation, molecular function: gamma-tubulin binding; microtubule minus-end binding. Gene Ontology annotation, cellular component: centrosome; spindle pole; gamma-tubulin complex. Gene Ontology annotation, biological process: microtubule nucleation; spindle assembly; mitotic cell cycle. Bases 1 to 2340 code for a protein of 779 amino acids.